Messenger RNA from Cladophialophora yegresii CBS 114405, 1785 nucleotides. RefSeq lists its product as uncharacterized. The record is from RefSeq and is a predicted model, not a curated record. NCBI's taxonomy places the organism in Eukaryota, Fungi, Ascomycota, Eurotiomycetes, Chaetothyriales, Herpotrichiellaceae. The coding region runs from base 1 to 1785 and encodes 594 amino acids. The transcript has a single exon.
AUGAAAGACUUUGUAGAUAGUCUGAUUGUUUCCCCAUAUCAUAGAGGUGACCUCUGGGGCAAUUUCAAGCCACAUAUCAUAAUUGGCUCGUAUCCACCGGAUCUGUACACUUCGCGCAGCAAGUCGGGCGUCGCAUUGCUCGAAAGGGAUCGACUAGAAGAAGCUGCGAUCUUCCACUUCAACGAGGAUUCCGGUCUCAUAUUACCUCUUUAUCCGCCAGACAAUUCCCAAUGCUCACAAGGUCGGCGGAUCCAGACCCAGGGUAUCGACUUCGGUCUUGUGCGAAAUUGGAUCGAACAGUGUCGAAGGGAACAUCCGAGUUGCUGUAGCUCACGGCCAAGUCGGGAGACUCGUCCACACUACUUGCUGGACUGCAACACCAGGACUAUCGUGCAAGACAGGGGCGACAUGGACUAUGUAGCGUUAAGCUAUCUAUGGGGAUCAUCUUCGGCUACUUUCAACACGCGUGUGAAGCAUCACGUCGGCGAAUCGCUUGGCCCUUUACCACAGACCAUCGAAGACGCCAUCAUUGUCACAAAGCACGUCAACAUGCGUUAUCUCUGGGUGGAUCGUCUCUGCUUGCCGCAGGAUGAAACGACAGACUUCUACAAUGAUCUCAGGUCAAUGGCUGUGCUGUAUGAAUCCGCCGAGCUGGUCAUUAUUGCUGCGGCUGGCGAUGGAGCUGACUACGGUCUCCCUGGCGUGCAAGCCCGACAUCGGCUGGAACAGUGUUGUAUCCAAAUCGGCGGCCAUGACUAUAUCGUCUUUGACACGCCACUGAGAUUGGCUCUGGAGGAGUCCAGAUAUAUAACACGAGGAUGGACAUAUCAAGAGGAGGUAUCGUCAGCCCGGCGGCUGUACUUUACUGAUCACCAAGUAUAUUUUGAGUGUCGGGCCUCUCAAUCGUGCGAAUUCGUGGUCAAUGCAGACACCCUGCCGCGUUUCAUGAAGGGACGCAGAAAUGACAACCCAAAAGCCGACCCAACAGAUAUCGAUACGAUGAACACCGCCUGGCGCCACAUAAAAGCCGUCUCUGAAAGGGCUCUGACGUAUGAAUCAGACGCCCUGAAUGCUGUCUUGGGUCUUCUUGAGAGACCAGAAGCUCCGGACACCACCCCAAGAGUCCGGCACUUGUACGGCAUUCCAUUGCCGCAAGAUCACGUCACGGAGCGUUUCACGGAACAGCUUUCCUGGAGAGUUCUGGGCAGCAGGCGCCGUCUACAUGACUUCCCCAGUUGGUCCUGGGCGGGUUGGGCCGGCCGCGGAUAUAUGUUCGAGCCUAGCGUGUCACCUCCCGCUACAGGCCCGACUACCUCGGAGGUUAUGCUUGAAGACCAAACAGGCCGCUUGACUCCGUUGAUUGAUGUGUCUCUGAUGCGCGGAAACGACUUGCUUAGCGUCAUGCCCCAAAUCCUCCACAUCACAGCACAGGUAUGCGAGUUCCAAUGGAGUGGACUCCGGGCGGCAUCGAAGCCAGACGGCGUCCUCGUGACCAUGCCAGGCAAAGAUGGUGAAUCUCAUGCAUCCAUUGUAAUGAGCACGAAUUAUGACUUGGACGAGCUCGAGCACAUUCUCCAGCCACCGUGCAAGCUGCUCGGCUUGUUACCUCGCGCGUGGUCCUACUCCUUGUACUGGGAAUGUAGGAUGCUUGUUGUAGCGGCAGUCCGCGGCGGAGAAAACCCCGUGGAGCGAGUCGGUACAAUAUUUCCUAGAGACAUUAUCAUGGCCGACAUAGAAAACCCCAAGCUGUGGGGUUGGAAAAGAAGGACGGUGCGGAUACGAUGA